Pomacea canaliculata is the source of this 2391-nucleotide messenger RNA. RefSeq names its product heparanase-like. NCBI's taxonomy places the organism in Eukaryota, Metazoa, Mollusca, Gastropoda, Architaenioglossa, Ampullariidae. Gene Ontology annotation, cellular component: membrane; extracellular matrix. The coding region runs from base 177 to 1718 and encodes 513 amino acids. Gene Ontology annotation, molecular function: hydrolase activity, acting on glycosyl bonds. The record is from RefSeq and is a predicted model, not a curated record. The transcript is spliced from 10 exons.
AUAGUGAACAAGCAUGCAGUUACUUUUCAACAAGAAAAAAAUCUUGUCUGUUUCAUUUUGGGUAGUUAAAUUUAUCUUAUCAGUCUGGCAUAUAUAAAACGUCACUGGAGAUAACAAGUAACGAAAAACUUUAUAAACGACCGAUCAUUAUUGGUGCCAUUUUAGAAAGUCUGCAUAUGGCCAAAAUGGCAGCAAGCACAUACAUGUGCAGAGUGGCCAUUGUCCUCCUGGUUGUCAUGCCAGGGAGCUACCAGGCAGAAAUAGUCCAUUUUGUACCAGCUAGCUCUUUGAAUCUCACUGUUCCAGCUGAUGUCAAGGUUAGGGAACCUGUAUCGGUUCAUGUCUCCUUGCAACAAUCCAUCAACACCAUAGGACCACAUUUUGUGAGCGUAACAUUGGACAGUUCUCUUGUGCGCGCAAACUGGUCAACUUUUGACUUCAGGUCCACAAAAUUACAGAACCUUGCUCAUGGCCUGUCACCGAGUUAUUUGAGAUUGGGUGGAACAGCGGCAGAUGUCCUGGUUUUUCAGUCAGGUUCCAGUCAUCCUUCCCAUGGAGGGGAAGGGAAGCCAGUGGACCUCAAAAGUCAUCCAAUAUUUAACAUGACAACCAAACAGUUUGAUGAUAUUAACCUGUUUGCUCGCACUGUUGGCUGGGAUUUUAUCAUGGACUUGAAUGCACUCAUUCGAUUCCCAAAUGGCUCUUGGGACCCUAGCAAUGCCCAGGAACUUCUUCGUUAUGGAUCAGCGAAAAACUAUUCCAUUGUUGGAUUUCAACUAGGAAAUGAAUAUGAUGUAUUUCAUAGUACCUUCAACUACACAGUGCUUCCAAGUCAGCUGGCAAAGGAUGUAUUAACUCUGAGCCAAGUGCUAGCCAAAUUUCCUUUAUACUCUAGUUCUUUCAUCGUUGGCCCAGAGACUGCAACAAACAACAAUAAUUUUUUCCAUGGUUUUCUUGCCAGUGGUGGAGCUACAGUGGUUAGAGCUGGAAGCUUGCAUCACUACUACAUGAAAGGAUCAACAGCAGUUCUUAAGAACUACACUGAUGUUGGUGUUUUGAAUCGACUUGUGGGCUACCUGCAGUCUGCAUUGUCACAGACCCGUUCUGUGGUCCCAGACCUUCCAGUAUGGUUAAGCGAGACUUCCUCAUCAUAUGGUGGAGGCACACCAAAUAUUACCGACAGAUUUGUGGCAGGAUUUGUGUGGCUUGACAAGCUUGGUGUGUCUUCUACCAUGGGUUUGAAUGCUGUAUUUCGCCAGACCUUCUAUGGUGGUAAUUACGCUUUGCUAGAUACACAUCUAAACCCAAAUCCGGACUACUGGCUGACACUCCUGUUCAAGCGCCUUAUCCGUGGUCCAGUGUUCAAUGUCACAGGAGCCAGCGAUGUGAGAAUGUAUGCAGCAUGUGCCAAUCCAGACAGCUUUAGUCUGGGAGCACUGGUGAUUUACUUAUUGAACCCCAACAACUAUUAUGCGCCCUUUAACCUCUCCCAGUUUCCUGGCCAAGAGCUUCACUUGUACAUUCUGACAGCUGGGGACAGUGAUGGCCUCAUGUCAAAGUUCUCAGCGCUGAAUGGGGCUAAACUGCUGAUGAAUGGAAAUGAAUUGCCUCAUUUAUCUCCUGCAACUCAGAGGCACGAUCCUGUGAUAAUGCCACCUUAUUCUUUUGGCUUUGUGGUGCUGCCCAAUGCUGCUGUAACACUUUGCCGUGACAUUUAAAAUUGGUGAAAAGAGAGGGACGUAUAAUCCAUAAAACCCCAUUCACUUGUACACCUCUUCGAUUACAGAAUUGUUAUCAGCCUCUUGGCACUAAAGCACUUUUUAACAGGAUGAUUUUUUCAUUUAACAUCGUUGAAAGAGUUUUAAAAUCAUUUGAUCUUUUUUGAAGUGUCUUGCUUUUUACAGAUCCCACAGAAAUUCUUGAAGGGAACAGUUCUUAACUUUCUUUUAUAUUUGAGAAAGUUGGCAUGCACGUAUACCUUGUAAGCUUUUAUUGCCAAGAUGGAAUACAGAUACAUGCUUUUUAGUUACAUUAUUUGAUUUUCUAUUGAAAGAAUUGGUGAUUUUUAAAUGCACACAAAUAUGGACUACAACAAACAGAAGAAAUGGAAAGAAGUGUACAAUAACAAAUGCAGAUUUUAUUUCAUUAUGUAGGUAUGUGAUUUUAUUGCACAAGAAGAAAUAAAUCUGAUAUGCAUACUACAACUGAUAUUUUUAGACAUUUUGCGGCAUAAUGUAAAUCAAAAAUGAGUUGAGGGGACAAACAACUACCAGUAGCAAGUAAGCUAUCACAAAGGUGUUUUCUGUGCCCCUUACAGCACAAAUUGGAUGAGUUAUACAUGCAUUUUAAAACUGUGCUCUUUUUGUUAAAGGGCUUAAUUUUUGCUGUUAA